Molecule: messenger RNA, 4416 nt
Organism: Oryctolagus cuniculus (rabbit)
Lineage: Eukaryota; Metazoa; Chordata; Mammalia; Lagomorpha; Leporidae
Gene: IL18R1
Product: interleukin 18 receptor 1
Biological process (GO): positive regulation of type II interferon production; interleukin-18-mediated signaling pathway
Molecular function (GO): interleukin-18 receptor activity; interleukin-18 binding
Source: RefSeq, a predicted model, not a curated record
UUAUCACCUGCUUUCUCAGCUCUGCCUCCCCGUAGCCGCGACCUGGUGUGCAGCAAGGGACGACCAUCCCUGCCCCAGCCUCGGGGACGCCCCUCGAAAGAGACAUCAUUUGAAGCUAAAUCCUACCCAAGCAUGCGUCAGAGAGAAUUACCCCUGACAAUUUUGGUGCUUGUACUUGUACACACAGCAGAAACUUGCACUUCACGACCUCACAUUACUGCAGUGGAAGGGGAACCCUUCUAUUUGAAAUUUUGCUUAUCUUCAUCUGAGCAAAAGAGCAAACCAAGCACUAUAAGAUGGUACAAAAGUGGCGAGUCACAUGGACGUGUUGGGCUAAACCCAAGCAGUUCACCCAGAAUUUCUGUGCAUGAUUUUUCUUUGGAGUUUUGGCCAAUUGAGUUGGAUGACAGAGGAACUUAUAUUUUCCAGAUGGGAAAUGAUACUCGGCAAUGGACAUUAAACGUCAUCAGAAGAAAUAAGAACAGCUGCUUUACUGAAAAACAAGUAACUAGUAAAAGUAUAGAAGUUCAAAAGGUUUUGACUAUACCCUGUACAAACAGUUACUAUCAAAGACUCAUCAACAGAACAACACUGUAUAAGGACUGUGAAAAGAUAGCUGAGGGAGAUACAAACCCAUUGCUACAGAAGAAUGCUGAGUUUAAAGAUCAGGGUUAUUACUCCUGUGUGUUUUCCAUUCAUCAUAACGGAAAAGAAUUUAACAUCAUCAAGACCUUCAAUAUAACAAUAGUUGGAGAUAACAAUAAUAUAAUUCCAGCUCUUCUUGGACCAAAGCUUAACCAUGUUGAAGUGGAAUUAGGAAAAGAUGUACAGCUCAACUGCUCCGCUCUGCUGAAUGAAAAGGAUCAGCUUUAUUGGAACUUCUGGAGAGAAAAUGGAUCAGACCCCAAUGUACAUGAAGAGGAAGGAAUGAGAACUAGGACUUCAGAAGGCAAAUGGUAUGCUUCAAAGAUAUUGAGAAUUGAGAAUGUCAACGAAAACAAUCUAAAUUUCUCAUAUAAUUGCACUGCGGUCAGCGAAGGAGGCAUAGACACAAACAGCUACAUCUUGUUGAAAAAAGCACCUGGGGCAGAUAUCCCGGGCCAUGUCUUCACUGGAGGAAUGAUCAUAGCCGUUUCAAUCUCAGUAGUAGUCGUGUGCCUUGUGAUCGUGGGUGUCAUUUAUAGAGUGGACUUGGUUCUGCUUUAUAGACGUUUCAUGGGAAGAGAUGAAACAUUAACAGAUGGAAAAACAUACGAUGCUUUUGUGUCUUACCUAAAAGAAUGUCGACCCGAAGAUGGAGAGGAAUACACAUUUGCUGUGGAGAUUUUGCCCAGGGUGUUGGAGAAACAUUUUGGGUAUAAGUUAUGUAUAUUUGAAAGGGAUGUCAUGCCUGGAGGAGCUGUUGUUGAUGAAAUCCACUCAUUGAUAGAAAAGAGCCGAAGACUCAUCAUUGUCUUAAGUAAAAGAUACAUGUGUAAUAGAGUGAGAUAUGAACUUGAAAGUGGACUCCACGAAGCAUUGGUGGAAAGGAAAAUUAAAAUAAUCUUAAUCGAAUUUACACCUGUUAGUGACUUGACAUUCUUGCCUCAGUCACUAACGCUUUUGAAAUCUCACAGAUUUCUGAAGUGGAAGGCUGAUAAGUCUCUUUCUUAUAACUCAAGAUUCUGGAAAAAUCUUCUUUACUUAAUGCCUGCAAAAACGGUCAAGCCAGCUGCAGGUGACUCAGAAAUCACGCCUGUUCUCUCAGCACCUUGACCUUCAGAAAAGCUGCAAGUCAGAAAGAACUCUGUUUUAGGAAUUGAAUGUGUCAUCCAAUUGAUCACAAAGGCCAUUGUUCAAAAUAUUGAACUCUGUGAAAAUCCUGCUCAUGGUUUGGAAGAAGAAAUUGCGAUUAGGUUAUCAGGAUUAAGACUAUGUGUUGAACUGUGGGCAUGUGCUCCCUGAAGACUCUGAAAUUCAAACAACAUGGAGGUGCUCUUUCUUCCACUUCCACAGUUGGAUGCAGCUGCUUAUAGCUGCUCUCGUAUACAAUGCAAGUAUGAGGCCAGGCUUGAUGCACAAGAACUUAUACCUUAAAAAAGGACACAGCUUUAAGAUUUGUUGAUGCUCAUGGUUAAUUUGAGUUAGAAGAUGUUAAGUGCAUGAAGAGGCAUUUUCCUUGAACCAGUAGGAAACAGAGUAAUGGGCAAUGCUGCGUUUAUCCUUCAACUAGAACCCAAACACUGUGGAAUCUGCAGGGGGCGUGGAUGGAAAGAACCGUACACCUGCAGGGCUGUCUGUCAAUCAGGAGGGUGGGGCGGGAAUGUGAUGCCAGUAGGGUCUGGGCUUUGAGUGCAUUGAUGUACACUGCUGCAUAGUUGCAAGACAAUCGUUCUUGGAAUCCUAGCAAGAUACCGCAGAGGGCGUGCGUAUUUAGACCAUUUACCAGGGGUGGGCAGACAAUUUAUGACAAGGGCCAUUUGGAUAUUUAUAGCAUCAUUCACCAGCCAUACACAAUUAUUAGCUUAAAAAUUAGCCUGCUAUAGUUUUAUUGAGUUUAGAGUUCACCUCCAUGUGCCUUGCCAGGGCCAGAUCAAAUAAUUUAAUGGGCCUUACAUAGCCCCGGCCUGGAAGCUCCCCACCAUACCUCAAACACCUUUUAUCUUUCAUGAGAAUCACACAUGUUCAGAUAAUUCUCUGGAUCGUUCACUUUUAAUGAUCUAAACUACAGCCUUGAUGUAAAUGCUUUUCUCCAGGAUGGGUGUCAGAAUACAUUAGUUAUUAAACUGGAAAACAAAAGCUAUUUGCUUGAAUUUUUAAAGUUACAUAUUGAAAUUGCCUGGAGCAUGGAGGUAACAAGGCGUGGUGGUUGAGAGUGUGGGCUGUGCAGCCAAUCCAUAGCUCUAAUCCUGUGUUUGCUCAUGUCUGUCAUCUCUGGAAUCGUGUCUAGUCUCUCUGUGCCUCAGUCUCCCCAUAUGUAAAAUAACAGACCUACCUCACCGGGGAACUGAAGAAAUAAAUGCGAGGAAAGUACUUAGAGCCAUUCUUCCUAGAGGCUUAACAUUACAGAAGGAUUGGUAUUGCUAUUGCUAAGUGGAAUUAAGAUAAAGUUAUUUUGGUAUAAAAUAGUUUGACUUCCAUUUACGUGAGGGAUCUUCAAAGAGUUCAUGGGAAAUAUGCAUGAUUCAAGACUCCACACAGUUUUAAAAUUUUUUGCAUCAAAAUAAACUUGUCUUUUAAUUUCAUUUUCUACAAAAUUCUAAGUUUCCUGGCACAUCCAUCUCCCUAAAGGAGCACAGCACAAUGAGCCUUUCUGAUGGUCUCAGAAAUAAUGGCUGUCCACGAAAUCAAGGACUGGUGCAUUUCAGCCUUAAAGAGAAAGGAAAGAGUCGGACAAGUGAAACCAUUAGCUUGGGAGGCUGAUUUGAACAUGUGUACACAGAAAAGUUUAAAACAAUGACUUCAAAAUAGAUGUGGUAGAUAUUGCUGAAAAACAAAGGAGAAUGAUAUUUUCUGUGUAAGAAAGUUAUUUUUGUAGUGCUUAUAAUUUUUAUUGCUAAUUGGAUGGCAAAAAAGGUAAAAUAACUUAAUUUAUGCAUUGUAUAUGAAAAUACAUAAUCCAUAGAAAUUCUAUUGCUAUAAUCAGUCUCUAAAACAGAGAUUUUGCUUUUAAAUGGAUUUCAUAUUCAAUAGAUUACAUAUAUACAUUAUAUUUGUGCUUUAACAGUUGUAAAAUACACUGAGAUAUAUUAAUGAAUCAUUGGGCUCCUGCCUCUAUUUUUCAAAUGACUUUUGAUGUCUGUUUCAAUUGUGUUCAGAUUCCUACAUUUCUCAAAAGAACCAAAAGCCAGUAAGUACAUAAAAAAUUGCUCAGCAGCCUUCUCAUCAGGAAAAUGCAAAUCAAAAACCACAGUGAAAUAUCAUCUUACCAUCUCACCUCAGAAUUGUUGUUAUCAAGAAGACAAAAAUAAAUGCUGUGAAAGGAUGUAGAGAAAGAGGAAGUCUUAUAUACUAUGGGAAUGUAAAUUAGUACAGUUAUUAUGGAAACAGUAUGGGAGUGCAUCAAAAAACUACAAAAAAGAAUACCAUACAACCAAGCAAAUCCCACUGCUGGGUAUAUACUCAAAGGAAAUGAAAUUAACAUGUUGAAAAGACAUUUGCACUCUCAUGUCUAUUGCAGCACUAUUCACAAUAACUGAGCUAUGAACUCAAUCUAAAUGUUCAUCAAUGGAUGGAUAGAGAAAAUGUGGGGUAUAUACUCAAAGGAAUUCUAUAUGGCCAUGAAAUUUUGAAAUCCUGUUAUUUCCAACAACAUGGAGGACAUUAUGUUAAGUGAAAGAAGUAAGGCAUAUAAAGACAACCAUCUCAUGAUUUCACUCAUAGAUAUGAGUUGAUCUCUUAGAAGCUGGGAGUAGAAAAGUGGGGAGAGUAGGGGGG